Bemisia tabaci is the source of this 2647-nucleotide messenger RNA. RefSeq lists its product as uncharacterized. NCBI's taxonomy places the organism in Eukaryota, Metazoa, Arthropoda, Insecta, Hemiptera, Aleyrodidae. Gene Ontology annotation, molecular function: 7-dehydrocholesterol reductase activity. Gene Ontology annotation, cellular component: endoplasmic reticulum membrane. The record is from RefSeq and is a predicted model, not a curated record. Gene Ontology annotation, biological process: brassinosteroid biosynthetic process; sterol biosynthetic process.
AUUUCAUUCCCUCUAAAAAGCACUCCAUCACUUCCUCAGACCUUUUGGAGGUUAGAUAACUGACUCAAAGGAAUGCGCAGAUAAAUCUUCGGGGGCUCAAGAUGAGUUUGUAUGAGUUCGUUCACACGAAAAUCGUUCCUCCCUUGUUCCUGGUCGUUUUUACCUUGGCCAGUCAGCUCCUCACCCUUACCGGGAGGGGCGAACCUCUGACCCUCGCUUCGGUCGCGAAACACAGCCUUGGCAACGCGCAAGCAUGGACCAUUUUAUUCAUGUACGUCCUCUGGGUUCUGUUGUCUUUGAAGAUACCUUCCAGUACGGUCACCGGGCCAGCCUUGCCUUCGGGCUUUGAACCUCAAUUCAAGGCGAACGGGAUCCUGUUCUUCUGGUCGACGCUGGCCCUGUUCGGCGGGGUGUUCCUGUCGCGGCCGGACUGGGCGCUGGCCAUCCACGGUCUGAUCCCGGAGCUGUUCGGGGCGAUCAACAUCACGGCGUUCCUGCUCUGCCUCUGGCUCCUCGUCAAGGGGAAGCUCUUCCCGGAGGAGGCGGCUGAGGACGGGGCCGACACCGCCGGGAGCCUCCUCUUCGACUUCUACCGCGGCGUCGAGCUCCACCCGACCUUCCUCGGGGUCAGCGUCAAGCAGCUUGUCAUCUGCCGCUUCGGGGUCAUGGGCUGGAUGCUCCUCUCGCUCGUCUACUUCGUUGCCGCCAUCCAGCUUCGCGGUUUCAGCUACCCCUUCUUCGUCUCCGCCCUUGUUCAGUUGGUGUACACGCUGAAAUUUUUCCUCUACGAAAGUGCAGGAUACUUUGAUUCUAUUGACAUAGCUUUUGACCGAGCUGGCUACUACUUGAUAUGGGGAUCCAUGGUCUGGAUGCCUGGUUUCUACGGACUUCACGCCUACAACUUCGUAUCAAAUCCACCAAUAACUUCACCUUUUCUCUCCUUGUUUUACCUCAUACUAGGGAUCGGAGCAAUUGUUCUGGAAUACAGGAUCGAUUACGAGAAGUAUCUUGUUCGCAGCUCCACAAGUCCAACCAUCAUGAUGUACGGAAAGCCAGCUGAAGUUAUACAUGCCGAGUACACAGACCAAAAUGGAAAGAAGCGAACUUCAAGACUUGUGGCCUCAGGAUUCUGGGGUCUAGCGAGGCAUUUAAAUUAUGUUUUUGAAGUGAUCAUUUACGUCAGCAUCACAGCUCCUGGUUUUAGUUCUGGACUGAUUCCUUUUCUACUUCCAAGUUUCAUGAUCAUUCUGUUACUGCACAGGCUCUACCGUGAUGAGCAGAAGUGCAAAAAGAAGUACGGCAAGUAUUGGGAAUUGUAUUGCAGCAAGGUUCCCUACAGGCUGAUCCCAUGGAUUUAUUGACACUGGUUUGUGUUGAAACUUGGACCCUUUGUGAGCGGGAUAUGACCAACAGCGUGGAUUAGAAUAUUUUUGUGCAGGUAUCUUGGUUUAUUCAGGAUGUCUAUUUUCUGACUGUGUCAAGAUUGUGUCUAGAUAUCGAUGACCAAAGUGCGAAACCAUGUAUCUCCGUUUGCAACGUUGCAGACUUCUUGUCAUAUUUAAUUUUUUUUUUUUUUUUUUUUUUUUUUUUCUGGAAAACUAGUCAAUGUGAUUUCUUAAAAAUUUGCUCGAUUUUUCUUCCAUGUUAGCAGAAUAUUCUGUAAAAAAAUGUGAAUUUCUGUAAAUAUCUAACUAUAAAAUCGGUUCGUUUCUCUUCGAAAAAAUAAAAUAGGAGCAGACAUUUUGAAACACUGCAAUGAAGAUAUGUGGCUUCGCACUUAAGCCAUCAAUAUUUACUGUCCCCUCAUAAUUGUUGGAUAGAAGGACAAUGAGAUUAAAGAUGGAGAAACUGUUCUUGCCAAGAUUAUUGUUUUUUGUGUUGGUCGGAUACCCAUUAAAAUCUAAAGGAACUUGGAAGCGGCCAUUCAAUUCUGUCUGCAAAACCCCUCUGUUCAGCAGUUCUAACUAUAAUUCUAAGUUGAUUUUGAGCUUUUUGGCAUUCAUGUUCCUUUCUUUGUAGACGGUCACAUUUGGAGAAAGAAGUAAACCAACCAAUAGCUUUCUCAUUUCUGAGUAUAUCUGUAAGGACCUGAAGACCUGUAAUGCAGGGUUGGAAGAAACAGAAUUAACAUAAUCUAAGUCUUACCUUAAAGCAUUUAUGAGUUGAAUAAAUGAGUGAAAACUUCAUACAGUUAAUUCCAGCCUACAUCAAAGUAGAUCAGCUGAAUCCGUUCAAAUCUUUUUUGGGAUACCUUUCCUAAGGGAUUUAAGUUCUAGCCGCUUCACUGUCAAAUAUGUAUCUAACAGUUGCAGGAGACAUACUCCUAAUGUUCUUCUAUUUCUUAACUCUUCCGUGUUAUAGGUUUUAGUGAUAUGAUAUCAAAAGUUUUACCAAAAUGUUUGGUUUUGGCUGUGAUCAUGUAAUAUUGUCAUUUAUUUUUUAAUAUUGUUGUAUAUUAUAAGUAUCGGUGAACCCUUGCCUUUUUGUUUGUUUUUAAACUAGAAAACCUGUAAUCAUAAUACCAUGGAUCAACCCAAGGCUUCAUGCAUGUUAUCUAAUAUUGAAAUAGCACUUAGUGAGUUUGCAGGGAAACUUUCUAUGUAAUAUUUAGCUCUCAAAGAUCACUUUUUCCAAGUCUAAUAGCUUC